UUUGAUAGAGGUCACGUGGGUUCAUGAUGAUGUCACGUCGUAAGUGUGUACUUCCUUCAUGUCAUGUUAAGGAAAUACAUAUGUAAACACAAGCGUAUAUUGUUAAAUCUGGGUUGAAUUUUCUAAACAAUUGGUGGAGAAGACAAACAUUUCUGAGUUUAGAAGACAAUAUCUUCUGUGUUUCCCUGUGUCGAAGAUCGCCGAUUGGAAGAAGAGCGAACAUGGCUACGAUACGGAUGCUGGUCCUUGCUGUCGGGACGUUCACCACCGUCCCGGAAUAUAACGUUCAUGCAAUAUCGAUGCCCGAUAGUUUAGCUUUCGACUACAAAAGACAGACCGGAUAUGGUUCGAAAACAGCGCUGCCAUCAGUUACGGAAGACAAAUGCCCACCGUUUCAAUUGAAAGGAAGCAUGCGUGUGAAGUACAGCCGACGAUAUGCUCGGUUUUAUUGUGACCCACCCUUCACCAUGUACGGCUCAAAACGAGCCAAUUGUGUGGGCGGUGUUUGGACCGGAGGUCAGCCAUUAUGUAUAGUAAGCCGUUGUCCAGACUUGACUAUGAGUGACCCCCACCUGACCGUCUACCGUCGUUACCAGGGGGCGCUACUCUUGUUCUCUUGUCCCCCUGGCAUGUCUGUCUUGGGCGAUAACCAACUCGUUUGUGACGGAGAGAAAUGGAGUGGAGUUGUUCCUACAUGUGUUUUUGAGGAAGCCGAGCGGUCGUGUGGGUUUGAGGAUAAAGACUUGUGCGGCUGGACUAGCGAUGUGAAUUGUACACUAGCAUGGACAUGGACCAAUGGGUCAACCCCAACAAACCGGACUGGUCCAAGCACUGGUCACUCUCCGGCCGGGACGUCAGGUUACUAUCUGUACAUGGAAAGUUCCGGUCCAUCGUCGGGACGUAAUAAUGAAGCAAGGCUGUUAUCUCCCUGGUUCCGGGACGUUCCGGAAGGAACAUGUUUCCAAUUCUUCUAUCAUAUGCUUGGGCAGGAAUCUCACGGAGAUUACAGUUCCUUGUUUGUCUACGUGAGAGAUGAACAGUCCGUGGAAAAUCUCGUGUUCUCGACUUCCGGUAGUCAUGGCAACCGUUGGGUACGAGGAUUGGUAAUAUUGACAGAGGAUCACGCGCUAUUUCAGAUUGUGAUACAAGCCACAAGGUCAAGUAAUUGGGCACAUGACGUGGCUAUUGAUGACGUCACACUUUACAACUGUUCAAAUGAAGAUAUUGAGCUAUCACCGGAUGUGACGUCAGUGACAGAUCGCGAGGAUAACAGUACCACAUCAAACUCAUUCACGGACAAAUAUGAAAUGGAAACAACUACAAUGGAUCAUGUGACCAACAAAAUAAGUAACUUUACCACUCUUGGUAAAACAAUUACUCAGAACCCGGAAUUGGAUAGCACUACCAAAAGUCCAACUGCAGGAACAACAAUUUAUCCAUUGCCAAAACAGUCUGAUUAUAAAAUACAAAACGGUUCGAAUCCGGAUAAUUAUACCCAUUUAUAUUCUGAAAACGCUUCAACAGCUGACAGUGUUAAGACGAAAGGAACGUUUGUAGUGCCGUCAUCCCGGGUCCCCAUGUCAGAUAAUGAGCUUUACACCCUCUAUACGGGCCUGAUCGUGGUCGUCAUUAUCAUCCUUUUACUUCUCUUGACGAUAUUAGUAGGAGUACAGGUUCAGUGGAGAAAGAAACGGACGCCACGCGCCGACGCCAUGGAUGAGGCCAUAGAAAUGGAAAUGAUGAACGGGUACAAAUCGAAUGGUGACGCCAGCGAAAAUUUACGUAGUGUGAGAAACAAUUCUGCAGACAGUUUUAUCACUGACACGCCGCGAACUAACGAAGAUGCCGUGUUUUGCACACACUUAUAACUGAAUCUGUUACUGAAAAAAGAAAUACUGCACUAUUAUCAAAUAUGUGUAUUUAUGUCGCCAUAGAAACUUUGAAGAGUCCAUAGGUUCAAUACUUUAGUUCUCGACUAUAAGGUCGGUAGGGAAAAUAAGGGAAACACAGUGUCAGAGGGAGUUAACUCUCACUGAAUGCACAUAUGAAAGACAUCGCUGUUUUCUUCUCAAUGAAAACAAUUUGGAUUGUGAAACAUUCGUUAAAUAAGGUUAACACAGGUUGCAUAUAAGGAACAAUUAUAUUAGUCCUUUGUGCAAGAUUGGUCCUCACCUCGGCUCAGUUUAUUUAAUAAUACAGGCAGUAUAAUAUGGACCUAUAUGCUAACUGAAUAAAACCUUGUUCUCCA
This is a messenger RNA of Mizuhopecten yessoensis (Yesso scallop), 2248 nucleotides long. RefSeq names its product MAM and LDL-receptor class A domain-containing protein 2-like. Bases 222 to 1868 code for a protein of 548 amino acids. Gene Ontology annotation, biological process: nervous system development. Lineage: Eukaryota; Metazoa; Mollusca; Bivalvia; Pectinida; Pectinidae. Gene Ontology annotation, cellular component: membrane. The transcript is spliced from 10 exons. The record is from RefSeq and is a predicted model, not a curated record.